AAUUCAUUGUAGCAAUUUCAGACGCUCGAUGGAUGACCGGUUUGAGUGGUUAUCGGAUUUUGGGCCGUGUAUUUGUGUUGAUGGAGAGAAGGUGGAUGUACUAACAGAACCAAAGGAAUUUUACGCCGCUUUGUCAUCAAGAUGCAAGACCGCCAAAGACAGAGUCAUUCUCGCAUCUCUCUACAUUGGCACUGGAGACAUGGAACGAGCUCUGGUCACUUCCCUCCAGGACAGCUUAGCUGACAAUAAAACCCUUCGCGUCAGGGUUCUCUUGGACGCGUGUCGGGGUUCCCGAGGGUCUCCAAACUCUAGAGCCAUUCUUCUUCCUUUGCUUUCCGAGAAAGGGGUUCGAAUAGCCCUGUACAGAACCCCGAUGUUGUCGGGUUGGUUGCGGAAACUCGUGCCUGAGCGAUGGAAUGAGAUUUUCGGGUUGCAGCACGUCAAGAUUUACGUGUUUGACAACGACGUUGUGAUGACGGGUGCGAACCUGAGCAAGGAUUAUUUCACUAAUCGACAGGACCGGUGUGUCCUGUUUCGCGGGUCCAAGCAGUUGGCAGACUUUUGCGAGGAGUUUGUGGACGCCGUGUCGUCCUUUUCCCACGGACUGAACCCUGAUGACAGUCUUACAGCUCCUGAGAUUUCCUUGGAGGACUCUAAAACAUGUCAUGAUGCGAGAAAGGUUGUGGAAUCUAUGCUGGAUUCCUGGCGAAAUCGCAGUGGCCCCCUCAGCGAUACUCGAGUCUGGCCUCUGGUGCAAAUGGGUCAACUCGGAGUGGACAGAGACAGGAAAGCGACCUCGACUCUUCUUUCCCGUGCUUCGUCCAAGCUUCAAAUUGCUUCCGGUUACUUCAACCUCACCAAAGAUUACGAGUUCCGCAUGAUAUCGAAUCCGAAUGCGAGUUACGACGUUCUCAUGGCACAUCCGACAACCAACGGGUUCUUCGAUGCCCAAGGCAUUUCCGGUAUGAUUCCUCACGCCUACACGUUUUUGGCGAGUCAUUUCUUCAACCGCAUCACGGCCAACAAUUGCUCACGAAUUCGGCUGUUUGAAUACCUGAGACCCAAGUGGACGUUCCACGGCAAGGGGUUGUGGAUGUUGCGGGAGAAUGAAGCUUUGACCUUUGUUGGGUCACCGAACUUUGGUUACCGGAGUGUCGAGCGGGAUCUGGAAUUGCAGCUGGCUGUGGUGACGACUAAUGUCAGGCUUCGAAAGCAGCUGGAUAGAGAGUGCAAUAAAUUGUUUUCCUACGGGGUGCCAGUGACGAGUGAAGUAUUUGCAGCGCCCGAGCGUUAUGUGCCUUAUUGGGUUCGUUUGGCGAUUCGAACUGUGAAGCAUUUCUUUUGAAAGUUUAGGAAUGAGCGUAGUUUGUUUUUCUUUCUUUAUUUUGUUUUCUAGCUCUGCACGUUUUCAAUGAAAUGGAGCUGUAAUACAAUUGUCCUCAUGAGCAA
Molecule: messenger RNA, 1449 nt
Organism: Notodromas monacha
Lineage: Eukaryota; Metazoa; Arthropoda; Ostracoda; Podocopida; Cyprididae
Source: the annotation of a GenBank genome assembly